CACACAAUUGUCGUUCCCGAAGGUGUUGACGAGCUACAAAGUAUCGCCGCACAAGCACUAAACUCCGUAGAGCGCGAGCUCGACUCGCCAUUGUGUCUGGUCGACUUGGACAAGAUCGACGAACAAUUCCGUAUUUGGAAUCAGGCUUUUGACGGCCGUGUGGAACCCUUUUACGCCAUAAAGUGCAACCCCGACCCAGUGAUCAUCGAAAGACUGGCGCAACUCGGCGCAAACUUUGAUUGCGCGAGUGAGCAGGAGUUGCGCAUUGUCCUGGAAGUGCUAGAAAACCUGAAUCCAAAUUCACCUUCAGCUCGCCGUUAUCUUCAACCUGGUGAACUUGAGGAGCAGGCGACGGCCACGACCAGCUGCACUAUGACUAUUCGAUCUCAAGAACUACAUGAUUGUGAAGAUUCUCCAACAGACCACACAGAGUCAUCAAAAACAAGAGGUCGUGACCUUGGUUCACGUGUGAUUUUUGCGAAUCCGUGCAAAUUUCGUUCGCACUUUCAGUUCGCCCGUGACCAUGGUGUCCGAAAGUUGACGUUUGACAAUUUGAAUGAACUAGAGAAGACGAAAGAGAUCUUCCCCUCUGCAGAGUUAGUCUUGCGGAUUCGAGUGGAUGAUAGUCAAGCACAGUGCCCUAUGUCGAUGAAAUUUGGUGCGGCCGAACCUAGUUGGCGGUCCUUGCUCGAGAAAGCGAAGGAGUUGGAACUCAACCUCAAAGGCAUAUCUUUUCACGUAGGCAGUGGAUGCACGACACCAGGCUCUUUCAAAAAAGCACUCACAGACGCAGCGAACCUGUUUCAGCUAGUCGAGGAGGAAUACAGGUAUUUUCUUAAGAACUACUCAUAAUUAACUUUUUGUUGACUUCUAUCGUGAUGCUGACGCAGAUGCCAUGAAGACUUCAUCGUCACGCUUUUUUUGCAUAAUAGAUUCCCAUCGAUGAAGAUUGCGUAGAUUGUUGAAAAACAUUUUUUAUUCUUGCUACUCUUUAUUCAGCUCGGCAUUCCCUUGCAUGGAUUUGCUGGAUAUCGGUGGUGGCUUUCCCGGUGAUGCGGGGACGCAGCAUUUUGCAUCAAUGGUCCGCGAAAUCUUGCAGGAGUUGGACGCCCAGGUCGUUUUUCGCGGUAAGCGCGUGAUUGCUGAACCCGGCAGAUUCUUUGCGCAUCAGUGCACUUCUCUCUUGACGAAAAUCUAUUCGGUCACGGAGUUGCCCCAACAACAAAUGCGUACUAGCAUUAGUACAUCAUCGCCAUCGCCUAAAGAAGGAGAACAAGCAGGAGAUCAUGAGGUAAGAGAACAAAUUACAACAACGAGGACAUCUUCAUCAAAAACCGAAGACAGCACCACAUCAAGCACAACUUCGAACAACAUGUCGCUGCAAGUGCAAAGUAACAAGAAGAUGUUUCGUUAUUUCCUUUCAGACGGUGUGUAUGGAAGUUUCAACAACCUCGUGUACGACCAUGCGAAGCCAGAAAUUCCGAUACCACUCCGAGCACAGUCUAUGAUUGAUAACCAAGAGGAUCAGGAACUGGACAACCACCUAGAAGUCCCAGAAGAUCAUGGAUCACAGCAGUUACAACCUUCUUUGCUUUUUGGCCCAACUUGUGACGGAUUUGACUUGAUCACGCAAUUGGAUUUGCCGGAGCUACGAGAGAACGACUGGUUAUUGUGGAAGUGCAUGGGCGCAUACACGCAAGCUGCUGCGAGUCGAUUCAAUGGGAUGCCGCUUCCUCGAAAAUAUUACUUCAGG
Amoebophrya sp. A25 is the source of this 1753-nucleotide messenger RNA. NCBI's taxonomy places the organism in Eukaryota, Dinophyceae, Syndiniales, Amoebophryaceae. The record is from the annotation of a GenBank genome assembly.